AUGCAAAUUGGGAAUCCAGAGUUUUAUCUUGCUAGUUUUCAGUCAAAUGGUGGGAUAAAUUCAAAGUUGAAAGAGUUGCAGAUUAUGUUUACAGAGAUUUUCCUUCAGUUGCACAACCUUCGAAGACUAAACCCACCUCUCCCUGUGGAUCUUCUUCUCUCUCAAACCGAGGGAAAAUCAAAGUUAGAAUUGCAAGAAAUCUCCAGACAGUUGAUUAUUCAAGCCUCACAAAUGGAUGAUGAUGAUGAUGAUGAUGAUGAUGCUACCCCAAAAUCAGAGUCAUCUCCUAGUCAACCUCAGUUGCCUACUAGUCAAAAGAGUCCAGCUCAAAAGAUGCUUUGGGCAGACUAUCAGGACAGUCAGAUCCCUAUGAUUUGA
Messenger RNA from Prunus armeniaca (apricot), 378 nucleotides. Lineage: Eukaryota; Viridiplantae; Streptophyta; Magnoliopsida; Rosales; Rosaceae. The record is from the annotation of a GenBank genome assembly.